AUGAUUUUUUAUUAUCAUGGAGCGGUCACAUUUUGCAGCAUCCAUGUUACUAUGUCAUCAACUGGACACCAGGAAAGUGAUUAUGAUGACCACACAACAACCACACCAUUUGGUUCAAGUACAAGCUCCAGUCGAUUACGUCGAUUAGAUAGGUUGGUCAUUGAUCAAUCAUCAUUACUUGACGAAGAUGAUCAAAUUGAAUACAUCAAUCAACUAAACAAUUACAACAUAAAGCAGUACCGCAAAUAUCUCAAAUUGAUCAUUUACUUCUACGUUGCUCAGAUUGUUGCUAUUAUGCUGUUCAGUUUCAACAAUAGUGACUUACAUGAUAAAUCAUUGCUAUUUCUCACAUUAAUAUCAGUAUUGCUCAACGUCAUAACCGUUCAAGAAAUCGAACAGAAAUAUCUGUACAAUGUAACGAUUCUUGAAAGAACUUUCAAUUUGGUACAAUCCAUUAGUAUGCUCAAUCUGCUAAUUUCAAUUGAAGUAAUUUAUGUUGAUUUGUUCAAGAUAAAAGUUUACUACUUUGCUGCUUUAAUCGUAUGCAAUUAUGCAUUACCAAGAAUGCAUCGGUCCAUGUUUAAUCAAAUUGGGGAAUCAGUGAAGGUGUUGGACAAGUUGAAGUAUAAAUAUAAGAAUGUAUAA
This is a messenger RNA of Lodderomyces orthopsilosis Co 90-125, 645 nucleotides long. RefSeq lists its product as uncharacterized. The record is from RefSeq and is a predicted model, not a curated record. The transcript has a single exon. The coding region runs from base 1 to 645 and encodes 214 amino acids. NCBI's taxonomy places the organism in Eukaryota, Fungi, Ascomycota, Pichiomycetes, Serinales, Debaryomycetaceae.